Molecule: messenger RNA, 3565 nt
Organism: Boeremia exigua
Lineage: Eukaryota; Fungi; Ascomycota; Dothideomycetes; Pleosporales; Didymellaceae
Exons: 6
Coding region: 131-3565 (1144 amino acids)
Source: RefSeq, a predicted model, not a curated record
ACAUGUUCAGUGCUCUCAAGUUUAAUCUGCCCCGUGGCUUGCCCCUGGGGGCAAGCGGACACCGCACGAUCCUACCGCCGGAUCCCGUCGGCGAUUGCCUUGCUUGUUUGCUGCCUCUACAGGUCUCACGAUGGAUUUCGACGCAUUUGACGAUGAGAUUUUGAACCUAAGUCCACCCCAAGACAUAGAUCUAUGGCCAAAUUCGCCACCAGCCGUUAUCGCAACGCAGCCGACGGACGCGCAACAAAGCACCAACAGCGAUGAUGAUGGUUCUGGAGACGACGAUGGACUCUACGGCGACGCGUCGCCCGGCGAACUCAGAGAUGACUGCAGCGAGGGCAGCUUUGGCGAUGGAGAACAAGUAGUUGUGGCGGCAGACCAGGAUUCGUGGAAGAUUGAUCACUCCAAAGGAGACCACAAGUUCAAAGUGCAGGAAUUCAUCGCGGCCACUAAGAGCACAUCUUUCGACGGCAGCCAGGCUAUCGACAUGCUGCAGAGGCGAUACACGAUCGACUACGGAAGCAGGAAGGCUGGCUCCCGAGCCGCUGCGUUGGAAGACGAGUACAUACCGUCGUUCUUUCUUGAUCUUCUCAUCAUCGUCGGACGACCGCUCAGGCCGAUCUCGCAGCCAUCCAGCCGCUUUUUCGACAACAUGACCAUCAGCUUCAAGAACUGGCGAGCUUCCUACAGCAACAAGCACGUUCACGGACUGUCGUUUGACCUGGAAAACCGCACCUUCCGGCUGGCCACGGCUGCAACGCGGGAGUCCUGGUUCAUCGUGAUGCACCCCGUCGCCAACGCACCCGAGGAGCUUCUGUCGAGGAGCGAACGUCGAAAACGUCGCGAGAAGUCAUCCCAACGUAGCGCCCUACAGCUCCGCCACGCCCAGUUCCUCGCAUCGUACAUCAAGGAGAUCUUCCUCAUUGGCGAGCUGUUGGGGGAGGGCGUAGAGCCGUCUUGGAGAUUAGACGGCCCACACACGCAAAAGAUCACCUUCAACAAAUGGACGACGUUCCAAGAGGCUUUUAUGCGAGGGUGGCCGGAGCACGUGGGACAGAACACACGGGAUACGUUUUGGACAGAGAACCAACCGGCGUUCCACGCGUACGACUACGGGGCGAACAUUGAGAUAGACGAAACCCGACUCCGGCCUGUCGAGGAAGAGUCCGACUCAGAGGAAGAGGCAGCUGAGAGAGGAGGAAGCGCAGAGCAUGACGAGCGAUCCCGUGGCAGUACACCAGGAGCCAGCGCGAUCCCACAAGUCAGCUACGACUACCAGAGCCUGUUUGUGGGUGGGCUGCACCAGCUCCGAACCGAGCUAGAGGACAAGUACGUUCUGGAUAGCAUUGAGACGGUCUCUUAUGCUCUAGCCGUCGACAUCAACUGUCUGGACGGACAAUCCCCGGACCCAGACAACAAGCUGACGCGUUGUCUCCUCGCUGACCGCAACAUGGUCCUACGGGAGUACCAGGGGCUGCGAGACUUCACCUUCUACCCUCUUGCGUUCCACCCAGCAUACGGCAAUUUUUCGUCCCCGCGGCCUCCAGCGUUCCUGAUGGACAACCUCCUCGCAGUCAUGCAGGAGAACAUAAGCUACCAGCACAACGGAGCAAGCGUGUUAAGCUACGGGUACUUCCAGGGAUACUCGAAUAUCAAAAGAAGCAUCCGGCAUGGGCCUGACGACUUGCUUGUCACCAAGGGAGUCGCAACCGCUGCUCUAGCGCUGCCUGAUCGCGAUGGAAACCUAUCUGCUCGAGUAGCCUCUAAGCGGGAUCGUCUGCUGCAGCACCUGCGGGGACAACUAACUCCCGACAACCCCGAGUCUUCUAGGCCGUUUGUCCGUGAAGGACAGCGGAUCGAAAGGGCAAUACUCGAGGAGGAGCACGCAUUCAGGAUGGAACAAGUGCUCUCCGUGCAGGUCUCGAGGCUGACUGACGGCACUCGGAGUUUCUCCACCGUGCUCAAACCCAUCUUCCAGCUAAUGCGUCUCUUCCUCGAAGAACCGCAAUGCUACACACACCUCUUCCGAUCCUUCCGCCCGUCGGUGUUUCCAGGCGUUCUGGCAUCUUUUGCAGCCAUGUUCGCGCAGGCAAUUGACAGUAUCCAUGCUCGCUUUAAGGCCGCUGGCUCUAAGGGAUUGUGCGUCGCAUUGGCAGAGGGGGUGUCCGCACUCGACCGCCUUGGUAGCUACUGCUUCACCGGAUUCCCAAGAUCUCUGAUAGGCUCGGUGCUUCAGCCGCUAGGAACAAUCGAGGGCAUUGAACAGGGUGGGUGGCCGUUUAUCGACCCCCGCAUGCUGGACCUGCAAGGCGCUGGCAACCUUAGCCUAGCACAAUGGCCUCGACGGGAGAACGGACGGCCGAUUAUGAUGCAUAUAGCAUCCAUCGCUUUCCACUAUGGGCCAGAGGUCGCGGCUAGCUGUUACAGCGAGGUAUGGUUCAACGAGCUUGGGGGGCUUGGGGUGCAGGGGCCGACGAGUGCGGCUAAGUUUCUCGAAGAGGUGCUACAGGAAUUGUGGAAGCCACAGAUGAUUUCGUUCGUUACGCACCAGUUCCACCGCGGGUUGAACAAGGGCAGUCGAAGCCACACAGCGAGCGACGGCCAGGGGACGCUGCAGUUGUUGGAAGGCCAGCGAGAACGGGUGAAGCUGUGGGCACAGAGCGAGAACCCCUUCUCUUGGGAAGAGUACGAGUCGGUCAUGCCCGUCUUCUUGUCACAGGAGAUCGUGCCACAAUCUGCUGUGUCGUGCAGAACGCGACGCGACUUCGCACAAGACUUAUACACUAGCUGCAUGAAACCCGACCGGUCGGCAGGUAGAUCGUUCUGCUCACAGAACGCGACUUGGUUCUCUGUGCUCCGGGCGGCUGUGCGGCACACUGGGGUGAAGGCGAUGAGCAAGGACCACUGGAUUGGCGCAUUUACUGUAGCUAUGCUCGCCUGUCAGAUUGAGUGUCUGCCAGGCUCGUAUCAGUCAAGACUCAGCUACCGCAGAGUGACACGACUGGUGGGCUCAGCUCCGCCCGUGUCGGCGAUGGCGGCGAGACCUGGCAGCCUCAAGCGGGCAGCGAUCGAGGCGGAGCACCGAGCCAAGCGGCCGUCGCUGAGGAAGCGCGUAAUUGACUUUGACUGUGCCAUACCAUUUACCGCAAUACCGCAGCUUGUUGAGGACGGAUUCCGGCAGCAAGAAAAGGUAUUCAAGACAGGUAAUCAGGGUAUACUAGAGCACUAUCAGACAGCGCGGCAGUGUCUUGCAGAAUGCUUGGGCGACCCAGUGUGCGAUGUCAUGCUUAUGUUAGUGUUGACGUUGGCGUCCUCAUCGGUAACACCUACUGUACUUCCCAAAGCUCGAGAGUUUAGCGCAGGGCCAAAGAAAGACAGCUCUAUGUUCGCAGCCAACUUGGUGACGAGAAUGCUGUGGUUCUUUCGGCCACAGUGUUUUCCGUGGGAUGCAGAUGGCGGUGUAGUGCUUCGGGUAUCUGAGAUGACGAAGAAGAUUGAGCACAAAGGAGUAGCGUGGGGUAAUUGGGAUAGUCCGCGGAACAGCGAUCUAGAGCUGCAGAGCUGA